This is a messenger RNA of Phytophthora sojae, 714 nucleotides long. RefSeq lists its product as hypothetical. Lineage: Eukaryota; Oomycota; Peronosporomycetes; Peronosporales; Peronosporaceae. The coding region runs from base 1 to 714 and encodes 237 amino acids. The record is from RefSeq and is a predicted model, not a curated record. The transcript is spliced from 3 exons.
AUGCUGCCAGUGCUGAUGCCCGUUUGGGUAGAGCUUGACCCGCUCAAACCUGAAGCAGACAGACUGGCGCUGUUGCUGGUGGUUCUAGAGCUGUCGACUGCAUUGACUGAGGAGGAAGAAGUCGAUGGCGCUGCUGUCGUCUCGGUUGGGGUCGCGGUGAUAAGUGAAGACGCUGAAUUGGAGACGCUCGAACUACCAGCGCUGGAAUCACUGGUUGAAUCCGCCGCCGUCAUCGCUGGUGAUGAAGAGGCUGGUGAUGGAGUGGCUGUCGAGGAAGUAGGAGCGGGUGUGGAGCUUGAAGGCGUGGAAGUGGUCGCCGCAGGCGCAGAAGUGCUAGUGCUGGAGGGCGUGGAUGUCGUUGGCGCUGGAGCGAACGUACUGGGACUCGUGGAUGGAGAUGCAGUCGACGACAUUGUCUUGCUAGACGAAGUGUCUUUUGUGGUGGUGGUGGUUGUUCCGGUCAACGCGCUCGUGGUGGUCUCGACUGUGCCGGUUACCGCCCCCACCACAGACCCGAUGAGGGAUUCCUUCAUUUCUCCAACGUCUAAGCGAGACUGCGUGCCCACGCGAAAGUUUGGCGAAAUGGCUCCUACUGGUCGCAGUAGCAUCAUGGAGAGACGAGGCCAGAGCCCAUUUUCGAGUCGAUGCGCUUGCACGUUGUUCAAGCACCAGACCACACGACCUCAGUUUGCCUCGUCUUCAGUGAUCACGUGA